This is a messenger RNA of Encephalitozoon intestinalis ATCC 50506, 726 nucleotides long. RefSeq lists its product as uncharacterized. The transcript has a single exon. Bases 1 to 726 code for a protein of 241 amino acids. NCBI's taxonomy places the organism in Eukaryota, Fungi, Microsporidia, Unikaryonidae. The record is from RefSeq and is a predicted model, not a curated record.
AUGGAGGAUUUGGUGGAUAGAGCUGUUUUCAAGGAAUAUAAAGAAUAUCUUCUGUCGGAGACACACAGUCUAGGGUUGAAAACCCAAGAGCCUUUCUUUUCGUUAAAUCGAUACGAUCUAUCUGGAGAGAAAGUCCGAGUGUUCUCUAUAGAACUUGUGGGAAACGAGUUCUACGCGAUUGAAGGUUAUCUCUUGCUGCACAGAGGGGAUUCUAUCAAAGUAUACAAGUAUGACGAGAAGUUCAGAUGCACAAGAAUAAAAAGCAUGGACUUCCAUCUCUUGAUAUUUCUAGUGAAGAAGAAAGCUAUAAGCCGAAGGUGUAGGUUACUGUUCUACAACAUACUGCUGCAUCUUGUCAAGAACAACGAAAAGAAAUAUGAUAUGAAGCUGAAGGAGAUAAUGUGCUACAUGUGUGCAGAUUGGAUGGUCGAUGCACGGAUGGGGGAUUGUAUGGUUUCAUGUGUAUACAGAAACGGAGAGUCAAGGGUUUACAACAGUAAGCUUCAGCUUGUUGAUGAAAACUUUUUGUGGAAGAAAGAAAAAAGCACAAUAGAAUGCAAAUCCCAAAAGAUCAAGGUGAUGAAGAACUGCGUUGAGGUGUCGCGUAACGACUGGUCUUUCAAGAGUGUGUUCCCUGUGGGGGAAAUAAGGCAGUAUGUUGCACUUGAGAACAGUCUGUUUCUACUUACAGAAGACUCCAUAAAGGUUUUAAGCUUUGAGGGAUAA